CUGUAAUAACGUUCAUAUCGACUGCACUGCAACACCGCUGAAAAUGGUAGCGGAAGUCAGUAUGCGGCACUUUCCUGAUAUCUCAGACACUUCGCUCGACCAAGACUUCUCCGAAUCCUCCUUCCAAAUCCCAAUCGUUGGGGGCUCAAAUGAUCUCCUCAUGGACGAGGACAGCAUGGACUUCCUGCAUAACGCAAACGAGACUCUCAGCACGCCGUUGGCCCCUCGCCAUACUCAAUCACGCACACGCGCGCCCUUGACUCUGCAAGACCUAACACCAAGAUCGACCCGUACGCGGCCAACGCCAGUACGGUCGUCGCUCCGCCCUCGCCCUCGCCCAGCUAUUGCGACACCUUUCCGAGCCGCCCUGGCGAAGAAUAUCUCCGACGCCCUUUGCGAGGAUAUAUCCUCCGCCCCGAGGCAGGAUCUAUCCUUCCAGAUACCUACAGCCGCCGCCCAGGGAACGAUUCCCUCCUGGACACACACAAUAACUUCAGCCUUUCUGAUUGCGCCGACAUUACGCUCAGCACCGACCAACAACAACUCCACGCCAGAACACGCUGCAGCCGAGCUGCCCCAGACUCGUGCUGGGAGCGUAUCCACAUCCACGGAUGAGGUUCAAGGGGCAGAAGCACUUACCAUGCAAGGUGCGUGCAGGGUUUAUUUCGCGCUAGAAGCCCAUUGAGUGCCAAUGAAUGGAUCGCUCAAUACUUGGUCUGUUCAUCAGCGAU
Fomitopsis serialis is the source of this 731-nucleotide messenger RNA. RefSeq lists its product as uncharacterized. Bases 161 to 685 code for a protein of 174 amino acids. The transcript has 2 exons. The record is from RefSeq and is a predicted model, not a curated record. NCBI's taxonomy places the organism in Eukaryota, Fungi, Basidiomycota, Agaricomycetes, Polyporales, Fomitopsidaceae.